UCAGCCAGUCAUCUCUGACUGGUCUGUUACGAUUUGUUCUUUAACGUGAUUGGUUAGAUACAUCCACUAUUCACCACCUAUUGGGAGCAACACAAACAGACAAGGUGUGUGAUGAGUGUCUAGGUCAUUGUGCAGGGACACUGUAACGCAGCAUGUUGACCGCGGGAAAGGCUUGCGCAUCUCUGGCAUCCAAGCGGCUACUGGGUGCGCCUUGCUUCGCGCCUCCCGUGCUGGAUCAGCGGUGCCGCUCUCGACUCUUCCGCACGGCCGCUCCACACGGGGAUAAGUCAGAGCUCCAUGCGGCCUGGAGCAGCCUGGCGAAGAAGCAGCUGAAAGGGAAGAACCCAGAGGAAUUAAUCUGGCAUACUCCAGAGGGCAUCUCAAUCAAGCCUGUGUAUACACAAACCGACACAGCGGCAGUAAGUGAUGAGCUGCCUGGUGUAUUCCCCUUCACCCGGGGGCCCUACCCCACAAUGUACACCUUCAGGCCCUGGACCAUCAGGCAGUAUGCUGGCUUCAGUACAGUGGAGGAAAGCAACAAGUUUUACAAGGACAACAUUAAAGCUGGCCAGCAGGGCCUCUCUGUGGCCUUCGACCUCCCUACCCACAGAGGGUACGACUCAGACAACCCCCGAGUGCACGGUGAUGUGGGCAUGGCGGGUGUUGCCAUCGACACUGUGGAGGAUAUGAAGAUGCUGUUCGAUGGCAUCCCCCUAGAGAAGAUGUCUGUGUCCAUGACCAUGAACGGGGCAGUGAUUCCCAUCCUAGCCAUGUUCGUAGUGACGGGCGUGGAACAGGGCGUGGCCAAAGACAAGCUGACCGGCACCAUCCAGAAUGAUAUCCUGAAGGAGUUCAUGGUCCGAAACACCUACAUCUUCCCUCCAGAGCCCUCCAUGCACGCUAUCGCCGACAUAUUCGCCUACACUUCCAAGCACAUGCCCAAGUUUAACUCCAUCUCUAUCAGUGGCUACCAUAUACAAGAGGCUGGGGCUGAUGCCAUCUUGGAACUGGCCUAUACUAUUGCCAAUGGACUGGAGUACUGCAGAACUGGCUUAAAAGCUGGUCUUACUAUCGACGAGUUUGCACCUAGGUUAUCUUUCUUCUGGGGCAUCGGUAUGAACUUUUACAUGGAGAUAGCUAAGAUGAGGGCUGCACGGCGUCUAUGGGCCACUCUGCUUAAAGAAAAGUUCCAGCCCAAGAACUCCAAAUCCCUCCUCUUACGGACUCACUGUCAGACAUCAGGAUGGUCCCUCACAGAGCAGGACCCUUACAACAACGUGAUCCGCACCGUGAUCGAGGCCAUGGCUGCUGUGUUCGGGGGCACACAGUCCCUGCACACAAACUCUUUCGACGAGGCACUGGGGCUGCCCACGGUGAAGAGCGCCCGCAUCGCCCGCAACACGCAGAUCAUCAUCCAGGAGGAGUCGGGCAUUCCUAAAGUGGCUGACCCCUGGGGUGGCUCUUACAUGAUGGAGGCGCUCACUAAUGAUGUGUACGAUGCUGCUCUCAAGUUCAUCAGUGAGAUUGAGGAUAUGGGGGGGAUGGCUCGAGCAGUGGCUGAGGGAAUCCCCAAACUGCGCAUCGAGGAGUGUGCGGCACGCAGGCAAGCUCGCAUCGAUUCAGGGACAGAAGUCAUCGUAGGAGUCAACAAGUAUCGGCUGGAGAACGAAGAGACUGUGGACGUCUUGGCCAUUGACAACACCAUUGUCCGCCAAAAGCAGAUUGAGAAGCUGCAGAAGGUGAGAGAAGGCCGGGAUGCCGAGGCUGCAAAGAGGUGCCUGGCAGCUCUGGAGCAGUGUGCGCAGACCCGGGACGGCAACCUGCUUGGGCUGGCUGUGGAGGCAGCCGCGGCGAGGUGCUCGGUUGGCGAGAUUACGGAUGCGAUGAAGUCGGUUUUUGGGGAGCACAAGGCCAGCACACGUAUGGUGAGCGGCGCGUACCGCAGCGAGUUUGGCGAGAACGAGGAGAUUGAUGCGACGCUCAGCCGGGUCCAGCAGUUUAAAACUCAUGAGGGCAGGAACCCCCGCCUUCUGGUGGCCAAAAUGGGCCAGGACGGGCACGACAGGGGAGCCAAGGUGAUCGCCACAGGAUUCGCUGACCUGGGCUUUGACGUAGACAUUGGGCCGCUCUUCCAGACGCCCCUGGAGGUAGCACAGCAGGCUGUGGACGCAGACGUGCACUGCGUGGGGGUCAGCACGCUGGCGGCUGGACACAAGACGCUCGUCCCUGAGCUCAUCAAGGAACUGCGGACUCUUGGUCGCCCAGACAUCCUGGUCAUCUGCGGAGGAGUCAUCCCGCCUCAGGACUAUGAGUUUCUCUACCAGAGUGGGGUUUGCUGUAUUUUUGGUCCAGGAACCAGAAUUCCCCAAGCAGCACUGAUGGUCAUUGACAACAUUGAGAAGAGUCUGGAGAAUAACCGUCAGGCCGUCUAACUGGGUGACCUAAAAUAAGUUAGGCAAGUCUUCCCAGAUUCCGAGUUGGAAAGUUACUGGCACAUGUCUUUAUCUUGGAUCAAGAUGUUGAAAUUUAAUGAGACUGUGGUUAUUCAGCAUUACUGUGUUACUAUUUGAUAUUCCAUCAUUACAAUAAAUCCACUGAAGUUGCAUUAUUUGAAAUGUAGGAGUAAGCAUGUUGAUUUAUCAAUGGCAGGUGCUGUAGCACUUUAAAAUGACACUGAUACUUAUGAAGUUACAGUGAAAGUGAUGAUUCCUUAUGCUUUUUUCCUGUGCCUAACCCAUGCAGGGUACACCUGCCAUUUGUUUUGUGCACAUUAUUCUGAUGAUAAAUCUACCAUCUUUACUUUCACGGCCAUGGCUUGCCCUGUUUUGAAGCCAGAUAAAUUGUAUUAUUUGACUGGUACUGAGGUGUGCUGUUUGUUCAUUGUCUGUGUGGACUGUCCUCCUCUUCCGCAUUACUUUCAGUGGGUUUACAAGAAAUCAUCAGUAUAAUCUUGUUAAAUAAUCAAGGAUCACACACUGAAGGUGUAAUAUUUUAGACACUUUGCUCUCUGUGUUUUUGGUGUGCCAGGUAGACCGUGUCCAGGCUGUGGAUUUGUUCAGUAAUACCUGAAUACUAUUCACCCAAGCUCUUGCUUGGACAGAGGAAUGCAGUCAUUGGUCUGACUGCUCUGUAGAACAGCGUGAUGCCUUCAAAAGAGCCAUGUAUUUACCAAACUACAACUGGUGCCCCUUUUCAUUAUAUGCUUUUUGUUCCACAGUAACGUCAGUCUACGCCACCCACAUCCCAAAUGGACAUAAGAUAGCAGUCUGAUUAUUUGCAAGUAGUUAUUUAAUUUUUUUUCCGGUAUUAAUGUGUAAAUACUAUAAAUUAUCAAUAUGCAGAGUUUGAAUGUCACACACUUUGUAUUUGUAUCUAUGGUAUACUAAAGUGACUGGCACCACAUCAGAGAUUUACUUAUAUAAAGUUGACAUUUGCCUGAUUCUAUUUAGUAGAAUGUGACAUGGAAAGCAUAUUUUCAAAUGUGAAUGUAUUAUUUAAAAAAAAAAAAAAAAAAAAAAACUUGUUACAG
Molecule: messenger RNA, 3529 nt
Organism: Electrophorus electricus (electric eel)
Lineage: Eukaryota; Metazoa; Chordata; Actinopteri; Gymnotiformes; Gymnotidae
Gene: mmut
Product: methylmalonyl CoA mutase
Cellular component (GO): cytoplasm; mitochondrion
Molecular function (GO): metal ion binding; methylmalonyl-CoA mutase activity; cobalamin binding
Source: RefSeq, a predicted model, not a curated record